AUGGAUUUCGACACCAUUAAUCGAGAGAAUUUUUCAAUGUACUCAAAAACCUUCGAAGCCAAUCCCUACAUUCCAAAAAUGGAAGAGGGUUUCUCCUCCGCCGCUGCUGCUUCCUCCUCUUCGUCCUCAUCUUCCUCGAACAGAUUCUUCACUAACAACACUCUCGAUUACUUCCCAUUCGAGGGAUCUUUGAACUCGAUUUGUUUCCCGUCGUUUCAAGAUCCCUUCGAUCCGUUUCAAGCCCAUUCCUUCGUCAGAUUCAACCAAGAAUUCCCAACUCCUACUGCUCAGAAUUCUUACAUGCAUAGCUGUCAUUCUCUCCGAUCUCUCGAGCCUUCCGAAUCGAUUCAGACAGCAGUAGAUCCUCAUCAUCAGUUUCAGACAAGCCAGCAUUUUAAUGAAUAUAAUUUGCAGGGAAGGAAUUUUUCUGAAGGAGAAGAUGAUGAAGGAGUUCAUCUCAAAGGAGGUGUUAAUGGUGGGAAAAAUCAAAACAAAAGGAAAAGAGUUGUUGAUAAAAAAUCUGAUAUCAUCAAAGGCCAAUGGAAUCCAGAAGAAGAUGGGCUGCUGGUGGAAUUAGUAGAGAAGUUUGGUGAGAGAAAAUGGUCUUCAAUUGCUCAAUUGCUUCCGGGAAGAAUUGGGAAGCAAUGUAGGGAGAGAUGGCUCAACCAUUUGAAACCAAAUAUUAAGAAAGACAGGUGGUCGGAGGAAGAAGACCAGAUUCUGAUCUCUGCCCAUCGAAAGCUAGGCAAUCGAUGGGCAGAGAUUGCAAGGAGCUUGCCCGGGAGGAGUGAGAAUACGAUAAAGAAUCAUUGGAAUGCGACGAAGAGGAGGCAGCUUUCCUCAUCAGCCAAUUCCAAGAACGCCUCCACCCCUCUCCAGAACUACAUAAGAACCCUCAUCAACGAGGCCAAGGCCCCCUCCCCGGCCCCCACACUCGAUGAAGAAACCUUCUCUUUGCACACGCAGUUUGAUAUCCAGAAGGAGAUGGACUUCAUGGAGAUGCUCUCUUGUGGCUAUAUUUGA
Molecule: messenger RNA, 1023 nt
Organism: Salvia splendens (bonfire salvia)
Lineage: Eukaryota; Viridiplantae; Streptophyta; Magnoliopsida; Lamiales; Lamiaceae
Product: transcription factor MYB118
Exons: 3
Coding region: 1-1023 (340 amino acids)
Biological process (GO): regulation of DNA-templated transcription
Cellular component (GO): nucleus
Molecular function (GO): RNA polymerase II cis-regulatory region sequence-specific DNA binding; DNA-binding transcription factor activity, RNA polymerase II-specific
Source: RefSeq, a predicted model, not a curated record